Messenger RNA from Anolis sagrei ordinatus, 1502 nucleotides. It is a transcript of the gene KLHDC1, whose product is annotated as kelch domain containing 1. Gene Ontology annotation, molecular function: protein binding. The record is from RefSeq and is a predicted model, not a curated record. Lineage: Eukaryota; Metazoa; Chordata; Lepidosauria; Squamata; Anolidae.
GACGCUGCUCCCAAGAUGGCGGACACGGCCGGUGCAGCUCCGCCGCGGGAGCCCUUCUGCGUGGCCGAGGAGCGGAGCGGGCACUGCGCCGUGGCGGACGAGGGGUACCUCUACGUUUGGGGGGGAUACGUGUCUGUAGAAGAAAAUGAAGUUUAUUUGCCCAAUGAUGAACUCUGGAUUUAUGAAAUUGACAGUGGAUUAUGGUCGAUGCACUUAAUGGAAGGGGAUCUGCCUCCAUCCAUGUCUGGAAGUUGCGGGUCUUGCAUUAAGGGAAACUUCUUCCUCUUUGGAGGAUUUGACGACAAAGGCUACAGCAAUCGGCUCUAUUAUGUUAAUUUGCGAUCAAGAAAUGGAACCUAUUUGUGGAAAAAAAUCACAGACUUUAAAGGCCAGCCUCCUACACCACGGGACAAACUGGCCUGCUGGGUGUAUAAAGACAGGCUGAUCUAUUUUGGAGGAUAUGGCUGUAGGAAACAGAGUGAGCUGAGUGACUGUUUUGAUGUUCAUGAUGCGUUUUGGGAAGGCCAGAUGUUCUGGGGCUGGCACAACGAUGUCCAUGUUUUUGACACCACUAGGAAAACCUGGUAUCAGCCGACAAUUAAACAUGGAGUCCCUCCUCAGCCUCGAGCAGCGCAUUCUUGUGCCGUCCUGGGAAAUAAAGGCUACGUGUUUGGAGGACGGGUUCUGCAAACACGGAUGGACGAUUUACAUUCUCUAAAUUUAGAUAGCUGGGUGUGGUCUGGAAAAAUUAAUACAUCUGGAGAGAAACCCAGAAGCAGAUCAUGGCACACGUUGACCCCAGUAACGGAUGACAGGCUCUUCCUAUUUGGUGGACUGAGUUCAGACAAUGUGCCCUUAAGUGAUGGCUGGAUUUAUAGUGUCAAAAGCAAUGAAUGGCAACAACUGACAUACUUACCAAAAAGUAGACCUAGGUUGUGGCACACAGCCUGCCUUGGGAAAGAAGCAGAAGUGAUGGUCUUUGGAGGGAGCAAAGAUGACCUGCAUUUCCUUGACACGGGACACUGCAGUGAUUUACUGAUUUUUCAGACACAGCCAUACUCACUUCUCAGACUCAGCCUUGACUGCAUUGGCCGAAACGCCGUCCUCCUGGAAAGCCAAAUGGCCCACCUUCCGCCUCGGCUCUUGGAGGAAGCGCUGGAUAAAAUCACUUUUUGGUCAGCAACAAAUUACCGCCAAGGAAGAAAGGCCAAAGCAGAAGACCCGGAGGAGACCAGCGCCUCUUAGCAACUCUUUUGCACAGACUUGCACUACAGACACUUGUUUGAGGUUAUUUGAAAGUGUUAUUGUUCAACCCUCCGGUGGGCUUGACCACUUAAGCCUUGGAAAGGCGUUGCAUUACCUUUGUUGUGUCACGAAGCAGGUCCUAACAACGCAGCAGCUCCACUUGGAAGGCACGGAACCUCACUCUUGCUUCUUGUGAGCCUGUUCCUAGAUUGAUCCGUUGAUCAGAUGGUUAUUAAAGCUAAACAUUUCAAUGAGGA